Schistocerca gregaria is the source of this 5765-nucleotide messenger RNA. Its product is annotated as glucose dehydrogenase [FAD, quinone]-like. Lineage: Eukaryota; Metazoa; Arthropoda; Insecta; Orthoptera; Acrididae. The transcript is spliced from 7 exons. The record is from RefSeq and is a predicted model, not a curated record. Gene Ontology annotation, molecular function: oxidoreductase activity, acting on CH-OH group of donors; flavin adenine dinucleotide binding. Bases 22 to 2487 code for a protein of 821 amino acids.
GAGGCGGCGGUGGCGACCGUGAUGGAGGCGGCUGUGAAAGCCGCGCCGGGGGCGGAAGGCCGCGCCCGAGUCUGCGGCCGCAGCUGCGCGCCCGGCAGUGCCACAGCUGACAGCCGCAGCUGCAGCACGGAGCGACGCGGAUGCAGCGCGGGGCACGUGGCGAAACAGGCCAUGGAGACGGGGAGCGGCGGCGCAGGCGGAGGCGGGACGGCGGCGGCGGUGGCGGUGCCGGCGCCGCUGCGCGCCACGGUGUCGGCGCUGGAGCGCGAGGUGCAGAACGCGACGGGCUGCCCGGCGGCGCUGCUGGGGCUGGCCGCCGUCUUCGUGGCGCUCGUGGACGCCGCCGUCGCCAGGAACGUGACGGGCAGCGAGCGCGCCGCGCGGCGCCGGCCCCCGGCCGUGCCGGCGCCGCCCCCGGACGCCCCCUACGACUUCAUCAUCGUGGGCGGCGGCACCGCCGGCUGCGUGCUGGCCAACCGCCUCUCCGAAGUGCCUGACUGGAAGGUGCUGCUGCUGGAGGCAGGAGGCGAGGAGCCGUACGAGUCGCUGGUGCCGCCGUUCGCGCCGCUGCUGGAGAGCACGUGGGACUGGGGGCUGCGCAGCGCCGGGGGCGGCCGCGCGUGCGGCGGGGGCGGCUGCCCCUGGCCGCGGGGGCGGGGACUCGGCGGCUCCAGCGUGCUGGGCGGGGGCGUGUACGCGCGCGGCUUCCCGCAGGAUUACGAGCGCUGGGCAGAGCUGGGCAACCCCGGCUGGGGCUUCGAGGACGCCCUCAAGUACUUCCUGCGCUCCGAGGACAACCUGGACGCCGACGUGGCCGCCGACGGCCGCCACCACGCCAGGGGCGGCCCGCUGCCCGUGCAGAGGUACCCGUUCGUGGACGACAACGCGCGCGCCCUGGUGUCGGCGUUCCGGGAGCUGGGGCUGCGGGAGGUGGACGCUGCGGGCGCCGCCCCCGAGGGCGUGGCCGUCACGCAGGCGGCCAGCCGGGCAGGGGAGCGCGCCAGCGCCAACGCCGCCUUCCUGCGGGCGGCGCGCGCCAGGCCCAACCUCACCGUCCGCACCGGCGCCACCGUGACCAGGGUGGACAUCGACGCGGGCAGCCUGCGCGCGACCGGGGUGCGCUACGUGCUGGCCGGCUCCAACGCGACGCUGCGCGCCCGCGCCUCCCGUGACGUCAUCCUGAGCGCGGGGGCGGUGGCCAGCCCGCAGCUGCUCAUGCUGUCCGGCGUGGGCCCCAGCGAGUGGCUGCGGCCGCUCGGCAUUCCCGUGCUGAGGGACCUCAGCGUCGGCUACAACCUGCAGGACCUGGUGAGCUCCGGCGGCGUGACGCUGGUGCUGGGGCAGACCGCGACGGCGCCGCGACACCCCCGCCAGCAGCUGGUCGACCUGGCCAGGUACAUCCAGCUGGGCAACGGGCCGCUCUCCGCCACCGGCGUCCACCAGGUGACGGCGUUCGUGCGGUCGCAGUACGCGAAGCUGCCGCAGCACUACCCCGACAUCCAGUUCCUGUUCGAGUCCGAGUUGGUGCCGGUGAACGGCUCGGCUGUCGCGCCGCAGACGGCGCCCGCGGCCGACGCGUCCUGCUUCAGCGCCACCAUCGACAACGCGACGCGGGCCCUGGAGGCGCGGCUGCGCGCUGCCCCCAACGCCACAGCGGCCACCAGCGCCACAGACCCCUCGGACGCCACGCGGUGCCGCAGCAACGCCACGGCGCAGCCGCUGGCCUACUACAACCGCAUCGUGCUGCGGCCGGCGGUGUUGCGGCCGCGCAGCCGCGGCAUCGUCAGGAUAAACACGACGGACCCGCUGCGGCCGCCGCAGGUCUUCCCCGGCUACUUCUCGGAGCGGCGCGACCUCUACGUGCUGAUCGAGGCGCUGCUGGUGGGCGCGCGCCUGGCGCAGGCGCGCCCCUUGCGCGCCCUGGGCAUCACGCUCGACACCGCGCCGCUGCCGCGCUGCCGCGGCUUUCCGUUCGGCUCGUUCGCCUACUGGCAGUGCGUGGCGCUGCAGUACACGAAGACAAUGCACCACCCGGCGGGCACCUGCAAGAUGGGCGCCGCCUCCGACCCCAACGCCGUCGUGGACGCCGAGCUGCGCGUGCGCGGCGUCCGGGGCCUGCGCGUCGUCGACGCCUCCGUCAUGCCCUUCGUCGUCAGCGCCGCCUCCAGCGCGCCCGUCAUCAUGAUCGCCGAGAAGGCGGCCGACAUGAUCAAGCGGCGCUGGCUGUGGCUCCACAACUCGACGCUCGUCGCCAACGCGACGGCGGACGCGCCCGCGAUGCCCGAGAGGGUGCCGCCCGAGAGCGCCACCCGCAGGCCCGCGAGCAGCGGCGGCGCGGGGCCCGGCCUGCUGGCUGGGGGGACUCCAGUGCCUUCGCGUGGCAACAAAACUGCCGGCCACAAGGACACUUCCAAAACUCAAGUCAAGGGAUCUACAAUGUGGUGGCCUUUCUCCAACAUACCUUGGCAGAAACUGAAAAUAUGGUGAAGCUUCGUCGUUCUCGCACCACUGAUGUAUUUCUUGCCAAGAAAACUAUAACCGAAUCACCGUAUUACAUACAGACAACACGUUACGUAUCAAUGCGCUUGGAUCCAUGCUGUCCGAACGGAACCAAUUUCCGCAGAUCACCUCAACAACAAGUUGUACGAAACGGCUGUACCUGACAGAGGAAUUUCGCUGCGCACGUACACGUACAGUCGGUGCAAUCCAAUCCACGGUGGGUGACUCCACAUUCAGUGGUAGUACAGGUGACUACUACAGCGAAAAUGCCUACGUCCGUGCGCCUUGUAAUUAGUCUGAUUAUGUCUUUGUGGACUCUGUGAAGCAAUAUUUGGAUAAUAAUGUUCACACAUUCCAUCUAGAAAAAAAGAUCCCGGAAUUUAUAAUUAAUGCCUUUGUGAGGAACUAGACGUCUAUCACAACUCUCUGCUACUUCACAUUUUGUACCAUCUCCCUUACACUCUCCAAGGUUCUCAUUCGUUCUAUUGGCUGACGUUGUAGAAGAUUUAUUUCUCAUUUUAGUACAUAUAAUUCAGAUUCCACACAUCUGAACAAUAUUCACAGCAUACACCAUGCAAGUGUUUUAUACUCAAUCUCGGUAGUUAGAUUUACCUUCAACUGCGCCUACGUGUUUGAUCUUCAUAAACGCAAACAUUUCUAACUCCUGAGUUUUUAGAGUAAUUUACUUCAGUUGUGCCUUGUUGUUGUCGUUGUUGUUGUGGUUGUUAUCAUUUUCAGUUCGAAGAAUUGUUUUAUGCAGUCCUCCAUGCUACUCUGUCUAUGAGCUCUGGCUCAUCAUCUUCGAAUAAAUGCUGCAACUUACACCCUUCUGAGUGUGCUUACUGUCUCUUGGUCUCCCUGUACGAAUUUUCUCCCCAAACUCCCCUCCAAUUCCAAGUUGGUAUCCCUUGAUGUCUCAGAAUGUGUCCUACCAACCGAUUCCUUCUUUUGCUCAAGUUGUGUUACAAAUUUCUUUUCUCCUCUGUUCUCCACAGUACCUCCUGAUUAGUUGCGUGAUCAACCCAUCGAGUCUUCAAAAUUCUUCUGUAGCACCACAUUUCAGAGACUUCUGUUAUUUUUUCGCCUAAAUAGUUAAAUCGUCCACGUUUCACUUCCAUACAUGGCUACAUCUCUAGACAAGUAGUUUAAAAAACGACUUCCUAAUACUUACAUCUGUAUUCGAUGUUAACAAAUUUCUCUUCUUCAGAGAUGCUUCUCUUGCCGUUUCCAGUGUGCAUUCUAUAUCUUCUCUACUUCAGCCAUGACCAGUUUUUUUCUGCCUAAAUAGUAAUACUCAUCUACUAUUUUAAAGUGCCUCAUUUCCCAAUUUAAUUCCCUGUGCGUUACCUAGUUUAAUUCGACUACAUUUCUUUAUCCUUGCUUUACUUUUAUUGGUGUUAUCUUGUGUCGUUUGAAGACAAUGUUCCUUUCAACUGCUCCCCCAAGUCCUCUACUGUCUCCUACAGAAUUACAAUGUCAUCGACAAACCUCAAAGUUUUUAUAGCUUUUCCCUUUUCCUACUCCAAUUUUUUCUUUGGUUUCCUUUACUGCUUUUUCAAUGUUCAGAUUGAAUAUCAUUGAGGACAGGCUAUAGCCCUGUCUCACUCUCUUCUCAACCAGCGUUUCUUUUUCAUGACCCUCGACUCUUAUAACUGCCGUCUAGUUUCUGUACAAGUUGUAAAUAGCCUUUCGCUCUCUGUAUUUUAUCCUUGCUACUUUCAGAAUUUCAAGAGUAUUCCAGUCAAUGUUGUCGAAAGCUUUCUCUGAGGCUACAAAUGCUAUAAAUGUAGAUUUGCCUUACCUUAACCUUUAUUCUAAGGUAAGUCGUAAGAUCAAGUGUUUCCUCGCGUGUUCCUACAUUUUUCCGGAAUCCCCGGGGUCAACUUCUACCAGUUUUUCUAUUCUUCUGUAAAUAACUUUUGUUAGUAUCUAGCAGCGAUAACUUUUUACAUUGACAGUUCCGUUAUUCCCACAUUUCAUGGCAUUAUUACGUUCUUCUUGACGUCUGAGGGUAUUUCGCCUGUUGUUGCCUAUCAGUAGCAUAGUCGAAGAUUAUUACAUUUUGCAUGCUAACUGAAGUCAGCAUUACGAACUUUAGUAGAAAGGUCGCUAUGGCAAUAGCGAAUAGCGUUUAAGCGGACCUCUAACCAUAAUAGAUCCUCAACAGGCACGACGGUCAGGUUGGAACCAGGUCAGCAACGCAGCUGACUUCACUGUGCAAUAGGAUGUGGGACGAAGACCAUGCGAAUCAAUAAGUCCUGCACCAGUGAGAGUCACAGUACAGUACGUUACAUAAGCUGCCAAGAGAAAGAACAAGCGGAUUCAAGGAUUACUAGUAAUUUUUGAUGCAACCUGCAUUACUUGUUCAUAUUGGCACUGCAUUUACUGGUGGUAAUGUGAGACAUUCGAAGAGGCUAAGGCUGUGGAGCUUCUCUCGAAGAGUUAUAAUUUACUAGUGCAUUCCUUUUUUUUUACUUUUAAGGUUUAAAUUUUUUAACGCUGAAAAAAUUAUUUGAAAUGCCAUCGUGAACACCUUUCUUCACUCUGGUUUAAAUACGUAGGAUAAAUGAUUGUUUCUUCCCGCUUCUCCUACUGCCAAUCACUAAACGAGUCCAGAGAGAUCGUGUCCAACGGUUUGUAUUCAUUUCGAGGCGUUACAUAUUACUGUCUGCACUAUUCUGUGGUUCCUAAUACUGAGAAAAAGAAAUACUGUGACGGAUAUAAUUCAGAACGGAGCAAGACCACGCUAGUGUCUCAUUGGUCUGGCCAUUUCCACUGAGAAGUAAGGAAACAAAUCAACAAUGCCUUACGAUAUCAAUCGGUUCCUAGGAUAUUUAUCAAAACCUCCGUAAUAGAGAUGGUUCGGAGGAAACGAGGAGUAACAGCUUCACCGAUCUCUGAUUCUAACUGCAGGAUACCAAUUUUUGAGAGACCUCGUACGAAUUGGAUUUUCUGCUAUUCAAUCGAUAUCCCUACGGACUCAACCUUCUCAAAUGUAAGAUACAACUAAAGAUAGAUGCAGAAAUUUGAAUGACUACACUAAAAAAAGUGGAUAUCUCAUUUGUCACCAAACUAAUUUCCUACACAGAAGCAUCUUUUUGAAUCUGACAAUAAUCAGAUAGCAAGGAAGUUUACAUGAUUGUACAUUUUAUCAUCUGUAACAUAUGUGUUACUUCUGUUACAUUCAGUUGUUAUUUAUUUACUGGUCAAACUGUUAAUUUGUUACUUUUUACCACACAAAAUAAAAUUAUCUAUUGGUUUUGUUA